CAUUUCCACCCUGUACCUGGACCGAAGCAACAGCUGGGAGAGUGUAGGAGUGCAACGCAAGGCUGAGGCUAUCCAAUACAUCAGGAGAGGCUAUGAGAACCAGCUGGCAUACAGAAGGAGCGGUGGCUCCUGUGUCUCUGUACGGCGGAUACGGGGCACAGGAGCAAGCACAUGGAUCACAGCGUACGUGGUGAAGGUGUGGCUGAUGAUGGCCGUUUUGCCAUCAUCGGCAUCAACCAGCAACAAGUGUGUGACCCUCUGCUCUACCUGGUGAAGAAUAAAUUCCGGCAUAGAGAGAAAAUCUACGUAGAAGACAACCCCGUUUACAGCACGACCAUGACUGGUGGUCUCUGUGAUGACGACCCAGAGACAACUCUGACCGCCUUUGUCCACAUCGGUCCCACAUUUGUCCACAAUGCGCUCAAGCAGGCAGGGAUCCACUGCAGCAGUCCAGGUGUAAAUGUGGAGGAAGCCAUCCGUUCAACAUCAGCCUACUUGAAGAGAGCUCUGACGAAGCCUGGGAGGAGACCAUACACGGUGGCCAUCGCCUCUUAUGCCCUGGCUUUGGACGGCUUGCCCACCACUCUUCAUGAACUUUUACUCAGAGGUGCAGCUCCAGGUUUCAGCCACUGGCUUGACAGGGAAAACCACUUGUUCACGCUGGAGGCGACCGGCUAUGCCCUGCUGGCUCUGGUCAAGUGGGGACGAAUGGAGGAAGCUGCUGCACCCUUCAAAUGGCUGAACAGCCAGAGAAGAAAAGGAGGAGGCUUCGGCUCCACUCAGCCCACCAUGGUGGGUGGUGGUCUCUGCGUCAAACACCUGGUCAGAGUACCUGAUACACAAACCCCCUCCUGAUGACCACAGUCUGGAUGUAGACGUCAGGAUAACAGGACGCAAGGAAAUCCGCUACCAUUUUAACCCAAAGACAGCCUAUGCUGCUCGUACCUCCAGGUUGCCUGCUAAUCUUGAUUUGGAAGUAGAGGCUCGAGGAAAUGGACAAGGAAUACUAGAGUACAGGGAAAGACGACCACGGGUUGUGACCUAUUACAAUCAGCUGCAUGAGGUGGAAGAGAAAAUGCCCUGCAAGCACUUUGAUCUCAACGUCACUUUUGAAGGAUCCAGCGCAGGGCUCUAGGACCCAGAGACGUCAGGAUGGUGGUUCUUGAUAUCAGUCUACCAACUGGAUUCACCCCAGAAAACUCUGACCUGGAGAUGGUAAUCACCUUCUAGUGCUAGUGCAGAAAAAUCUGAAAGCUUGUGUCAAUGGUGUAUUUAAGUGUCUUUAAAAUGAAUGUAGUAUUUUAAAUAAAAGUUUGUAAAAAGUUUACUACAUCAUGAUAAUGACCUUCUAAUGGAUGAGACAUGAAUGAUCGCAUGUUUAGGACGGCGGCGUUGCUAACUAGCUAACAGCUGACUCUGUUUAUGUGUGUGUCCAGCUGUCCAAUUCAGUGCAUCGUUACAUCAGUAACUUCCAGAUUGUAGACAACCUGAGUGACAGAGGCUCCCUGAUCAUUCACCUGUUCAAAGUAACAUCACUGUAUUUAUAAUUAUUAUUCUAUAUCAUAUCAUUUUAUGUUAUUCAUAUGCUUUUCUUUUUUUCCAAGAAGCAGGUUUCUCAAUGCUCAGUAAAUAAGUCUUUAUGACCACAGUCAACAAUCUGAGGCAGUUUUAGGCUAUUACACAAAACCAGCUUAUUGGUACCAAAGCCACGGUUCAGAACUCAGACUUGCUAAAUCAGUGUUGGUGUAGUGCAGUGUAGGGCUGCAGCCAGAGUACUGACGAUAGUUAGCAAGAGAGAUCAUAUUUCUCCUAUGCUGGUUUCUCUUCAUUGGCUUCCUGUGAAAUGUAGAAUAGAAUUCAAAAUCCUUCUUCUGACAUAUAAAGCUCUUAACAACCAAUCUCCAUCAUAUCUUAAAGACCUGAUAGUACCAUAUUAUCCUAGCAGAACUCUUCGCUCUCAGACUGCAGGCUUACUUGGAGAAGCGACCUGUAACUUCUCUCUAAAAGUAGAAUGGGAGGCAGAGCCUUCAGUUAUCAGCUCCUCUCUUGUGGAACCAGCUCCCAGUUUGGGUUCUGGAGGCGGACACCCUCUCUAAUUUUAAGACCAGGCUUAAAACCUUCCUUUUUGACAAAUCUUAUAGUUAGGACUGACUGGGGGACCCUGAGGGGGUCAGCUGGAGUCUUCCUCUUGGACGUCCCUUAGUUCUGCCCCUAGUUCUGCUGCUACAGGCCUAGGCUGCUGGAGGACCUCUCUGGAUGCACUGAGCCCUUCUCUAUCUACCAUUAUAUUUAAUAUACAGUAUAUAUACCAUUAUUGCAUUACACUCACUCUGUUUCUCCCUGUGUCCUUUCUCCGAGUGUCCCUGAUCCCAGAGCUGGAUGCUUCAGAUCUGUGGUGGUUCUCCCACCAACUGGCCUAAUCUCCAUCUGUGGGAUGCUGCUGCUGCUGACCUUCCUCCAGCCCACUGCUUCCAGCUGCCCAUUUCCAUCAAUCUACUCUGCAUCACCCUCACUAUACUUGAUUUGCUCGUCUACAUAUUUUUGAAUUUACCACCAGCUAUAUAUGUAGUAUAUUUAAUGCCAGAGCCAUACACCGUAGCAGUAAACUAUAAUCAGUUUCCA
Messenger RNA from Amphiprion ocellaris (clown anemonefish), 2622 nucleotides. Its product is annotated as complement C3-like. Bases 172 to 855 code for a protein of 227 amino acids. The record is from RefSeq and is a predicted model, not a curated record. The transcript is spliced from 10 exons. Lineage: Eukaryota; Metazoa; Chordata; Actinopteri; Pomacentridae.